AUGGGAGAGCUUCAUGUCCGCUCGCUUCUGGUGACGGGGGCCAACCGGGGAAUUGGCCUGGGCCUUGUUCAGCAUUUCCUGGGGCGACCAAAGCCACCCGAGUGGGUGUUUGCAGGAUGUCGGGACCCCAAGGGGCAGCGAGCACAGGAGUUACAGAAUUUGGUCUCUAGGCAUCCCAACCUGGUCAUCAUCCCACUCGAUGUCACCGACCCCGCCAGCAUCAAGGCAGCUGCAGUCAGAGUUGAGGAGCAGCUGGGGGGCUCGGGGUUGAACCUCCUCAUCAACAACGCUGGGAUGCUCAUAUGCAACACAAUUGAUAAUGAGAAAAUGGAGAACAUGACCCGGAUUUAUACCACCAACACAGUUGGGCCCCUGCUGAUGAGCCAGGCGUUCCUGCCCUUGCUGAAGAAGUCUGCCCAGAGGAGCCUGGGCUCAGCACUGAGCUGCAGCAAGGCAGCCAUCAUCAACAUGUCCAGCUCUGCAGGCUCCAUUGAGGAAGUCUUUUUAUGGGAUCAAGCACAUAUUGUCGCAUACCGCUGCAGCAAGGCUGCUCUGAACAUGCUGACCAAGUGCCAGUCCCUGGGGUACCGGGAACAUGGCAUCCUCUGUGUUGCUCUGCACCCUGGCUGGGUGCACACUGACAUGGGUGACUCCGUUGGACACACGCCCCCUGUGACGGUGGACGCCAGUGUGCGAGGGAUGCUGAAGGUGCUUUCCUCCCUCUCCGAGAAAGACACCGGCACCCUCCUGGACUGGGAAGGGAAGGUUGUUCCAUGGUGA
Messenger RNA from Mesitornis unicolor (brown roatelo), 780 nucleotides. RefSeq lists its product as uncharacterized. The record is from RefSeq and is a predicted model, not a curated record. The transcript is spliced from 6 exons. NCBI's taxonomy places the organism in Eukaryota, Metazoa, Chordata, Aves, Mesitornithiformes, Mesitornithidae. The coding region runs from base 1 to 780 and encodes 259 amino acids.